This is a messenger RNA of Closterium sp. Naga37s-1, 675 nucleotides long. Lineage: Eukaryota; Viridiplantae; Streptophyta; Zygnematophyceae; Desmidiales; Closteriaceae. The record is from the annotation of a GenBank genome assembly.
AUGCCUCCACGUCGAAGCGCUCGUGGCAAGGGAAAGGAGAAACUUAGCGACGAUGAACCGAUGGAAGACCCCCCGUAUGCCGCAUGGAUGAAGGAGCAGCAAAAGCAGGGGAAGCCGUCCCCUUCCAUCAAGCAUAUUGCAAAGGCAAAGCGCGACUCUGCUGGCGCCAGCACUAGCAGCGGUCUUGGGCAUGACGACGACGAAACUGGGGGCGACACGGACAUCAGCGACGACGAUCUCGAGGAGAUCGUGUCGGAAUCGGACAGUGAUGCCGAUUCUGACAACUACAAGGCCGGCAGUGACGACGAAGAGGAAGAUUCGGACGGUGCCGAAGUAGGAAGCGGUGACGACCGCAGCACACGUCGAUCGAAGAAGGAAAAACGCCCGCCGGCGAAGCGCAACAAGCGAGUGUGGUCGAACGCAGAGCUGACAUCACUCGCGGCCGCUCGUUGGAACACAAAGGACGACCUGAAGGCGAUGCAAGGGAAGCAAGGGAGCCACUUCAAGACUCGACGGUUCAUGGCGGCGAUGCAGGCUGGCUUACGACAGCAGAUGGCCAGUCCGCCCGUACCACCUGCGGCGCCCGCGACUAUGCCGCCACCAGCACCGCCUGCAGACGCAAGCGACGCCAACAUGGCGGGGUCGGAGGAUGUGGCGAAGCAGCACGAGCCUUAG